AUGAAAGGGGAUGCUGUCCACACAAAAAGCCCUAGGGACAGUCAAAUGAAAGGGGAUGCUGUCCACACAAAAAGCCCUAGGGACAGUCAAAUGAAAGGGGAUGCUGUCCACACAAAAAGCCCUAGGGACAGUCAAAUGAAAGGGGAGGCUGUCCACACAAAAAGCCCUAGGGACAGUCAAAUGAAAGGUGAUGCUGUCCACACAAAAAGCCCUAGGGACAGUCAAAUGAAAGGGGAUGCUGUCCACACAAAAAGCCCUAGGGACAGUCAAAUAAAAGGGGAUGCUGUCCACACAAAAAGCCCCAGGGACAGUCAAAUGAAAGGGGAUGCUGUCCACACAAAAAGCCCCAGGGACAGUCAAAUGAAAGGUGAUGCUGUCCACACAAAAAGCCCUAGGGACAGUCAAAUGAAAGGGGAUGCUGUCCACACAAAAAGCCCUAGGGACAGUCAAAUGAAAGGGGAGGCUGUCCACACAAAAAGCCCUAGGGACAGUCAAAUGAAAGGUGAUGCUGUCCACACAAAAAGCCCCAGGGACAGUCAAAUAAAAGGUGAUGCUGUCCACACAAAAAGCCCUAGGGACAGUCAAAUGAAAGGGGAUGCUGUCCACACAAAAAGCCCUAGGGACAGUCAAAUGAAAGGUGAUGCUGUCCACACAAAAAGCCCCAGGGACAGUCAAAUAAAAGGGGAUGCUGUCCACACAAAAAGCCCUAGGGACAGUCAAAUGAAAGGGGAUGCUGUCCACACAAAAAGCCCUAUGAGUUUCAAUGUGCCAACACAUAAAUCAGGUCUUUGUGGGAUUAUUUCUGAACAACAUUUGAGUUCACUAAGCAUAAGAAACAUUAUGAGUUUCCACAAGUUUUAA
Dreissena polymorpha is the source of this 861-nucleotide messenger RNA. RefSeq lists its product as uncharacterized. NCBI's taxonomy places the organism in Eukaryota, Metazoa, Mollusca, Bivalvia, Myida, Dreissenidae. The record is from RefSeq and is a predicted model, not a curated record. The transcript has a single exon. The coding region runs from base 1 to 861 and encodes 286 amino acids.